Messenger RNA from Tupaia belangeri chinensis (Chinese tree shrew), 1817 nucleotides. It is a transcript of the gene SLC29A3, whose product is annotated as solute carrier family 29 member 3. Gene Ontology annotation, molecular function: nucleoside transmembrane transporter activity. Bases 1 to 1644 code for a protein of 547 amino acids. The transcript has 7 exons. Gene Ontology annotation, biological process: nucleoside transmembrane transport. NCBI's taxonomy places the organism in Eukaryota, Metazoa, Chordata, Mammalia, Scandentia, Tupaiidae. Gene Ontology annotation, cellular component: Golgi apparatus; plasma membrane. The record is from RefSeq and is a predicted model, not a curated record.
AUGCCGGGCAUUCUGCAGCUAAGGAGUGCAGGGGUCACCAGGACCCAUUCCACAGACUUCAAGGACAGCCAAAGUGGGUAUCCUCAGCUGCUCCAAAUCCCCGCCUACCUGAUGCCGGAAGCAGGGCCCAAAGAAUCAACCCCACUACCACCACUGCUGGAGAAAAGCUGGAUGAGGAAUUUCCGCCUGGCUCUACAGACGGGGAAACUCAGACCCAAGGUGGCCAUUGUCUCAGAGGAUGACUUCCAUCACAGCUCAAACUCCACCUACAGAACUGCGAGCAGCUCCCUCCGGGCUGACCAGGAGGCCCUGCUGGAGAAGCAGCUGGACUGCCCGGCGCCCAGCCUGCAGAGGCCCGAGGACCGCUACAGCAGCACUUACAUCAUCUUCUUCAGCCUGGGUGUGGGCAGUCUCCUGCCCUGGGGCUUCUUUAUCACUGCCAAGGAGUACUGGGUGUUCAAAUUCCACAACUGCACCAGCCCGGCCGCAGGGGAGGUCCCCGAAAACUCAGACAUCCUGAACUACUUUGAGAGCUACUUUGCCGUUGCCUCUACCGUGCCCACCAUGCUGUGCCUUGUGGCCAACUUCCUGCUUGUCAACAGGGUUCCAGCCCGUGUCCGUAUCCUGGCCUCAAUGACCAUAAUCCUGGCCACCUUUGUGGUGAUGACUGCGCUGGUGAAGGUGGAUACCUCCUCCUGGACCCGUGGCUUCUUUGCUCUCACCAUCGUCUGCAUAGUGGUCCUUAGUGGCACCGCCACCAUCUUCAACAGCAGCGUCUUCGGCAUGACCGGCUCCUUUCCUAUGAGGAACUCACAGGCGCUGAUCUCAGGAGGAGCCAUGGCAGGGACUGUCAGUGCCGUGGCCUUGCUGGUGGACCUGGCGGUGUCCAGCGACGUAACAGACACCACCCUGGCCUUCUUCCUGACGGUGACCAUCUUCUUGGUGCUCUGCAUCGGCCUCUACCUGCUGCUGCCUAGGCUGGAGUACGCCAGGUACUACAUGAGGCUUGUCUAUCCUGCCCGUGUGAUUUCUGGUGAGGAGCUGCCCCAAGACUCCCCUACUACCUCUCUGGUGGCCCCUGGAUCCAGUAACUCCCACACGCCACCCCUCCGACCCAUCCUGAGGCAAACUGCCGGCCUGGGCUUCUGUAUAAGCUAUGUCUUCUUCAUCACCUGCCUCAUCUACCCCGCCAUCUCCACCAACAUCGAGUCCCUCAACAAGAGCUCAGGCUCGCCGUGGACCAACAAGUUCUUCAUCCCCUUCACUACCUUCCUCCUGUACAACUUUUCUGACCUGUGUGGCCGGCAGAUCACAGCCUGGAUCCAGAUGCCAGGGCCCAAGAGCAAGGUGCUUCCUGGGCUGGUGCUCCUCCGGACCUGCUUCAUCCCCCUCUUCAUGCUCUGCAACUACCAGCCCCGUAUCCACCUGAAGAUGGUGGUCUUCCAGUCUGACAUCUACCCCAUCCUCUUCACCUCCCUGCUGGGGCUCAGCAAUGGCUACCUCAGCACCCUGCCUCUCAUCUAUGGGCCCAAGAUUGUGCCCAGGGAGCUGGCCGAGGCCACAGGGGUGGUGAUGUCCUUUUACGUGUCCCUGGGCCUGGUGCUGGGUUCCGCCUGCUCUGCCCUGGUUGUGCACCUCAUCUAGAGGCGAUGGGAACAUCAGUGUUGUGGGACGCUUGGAGCCCCUGCAGGUUGGGUAGGGCCUGCAGGAGGAUCUCAGGUAACCUGGAGGAGGGGGCAGUUCCAGAGAGCAGAGCAUACAUAGGCCCCAUUUCUUACGAGAUGCUGGUGAGCCACGUCCAUAUCCAUCCCAUGCAA